AUGACUCCCAUUUCUAGCCACGUCUCCCCCGCAGAGCUCAUGGACGGGACCCAAACCCGUAAGCGCCCACGGCCGGUCGUGUCGUGCCUGCGCUGUCGAGAGAAGAAGCUCAAAUGUGAUCGCAUCGUGCCGUGUGAGAACUGCACCAAGUCUGGCUGUCCGUCCGACUGCACGUACAACCAGAGCCAGGCGAGUCUGGAUGCCCUGCCCAAGGCCAAGCGUGUGCAACUCGGCUCUGAGGCGGUCGACCAGCAUCCGGACCCUCGAGUCGAACCUGGAAGAAACGCAGGAGUUGGCAUUAUAGAGGAUCUCCAGCUCCGGCUGGCCAAGUUGGAGGAGCUUCUUUCUGCACAAGCGAAUCUGGGUUCGUUGACAGAUGUCUCGAUUCGAGACUCUAGGUAUAUUCGAGAUGCUUGUAGCCCACAAUCAAGCGGCAUCACCCAAUCGGCGAGUUCGCCGCCAUUCCUGGGAACUCUAGUUGUCAAGGGAACUCGAACGAGAUAUCACGGCCAGAACAACAGAAUCACCCUUUUGAACCAGUUCUCCGAAGCAAAAGAGUUCAUCGAUCAGUGCACCAAAGAUCCUACCGUCGUCGGAUUGGCCAAAGAAGUGCAGUUUCUCCAAAGUAAAUCCAAGCUGUCACCGAGUUCGCCAGAGUCAAUAUCAGAUCUGGAAAGUUCUCCAGAGUUGCUGCAGCUUCGCGCUUAUCUCCCUUCAAAGAGAGUGUGUGAUCAGUUGUUGGAGUCAUACACUCUAAAUUUUGAAAAGACACUGAGGAUUUUCCAUGUUCCUACUUUUAUUCGCCAGUACAACGAGUUUUGGGCCGAUCCCGAUAACGAAAUCUAUCGAUCGUGUGGCUUUCUCCCGCAGCUUACGGCUGUAUUGGCAGUCGCACUACCGUUGGAAGACCAGAGCUUCAAAACGGAACAUACUCCCUCAUGGGAAUACUUGCACAUGCCUGCAGUGAACUUUGUCCGACUGUGGCUGGGGAAACUCGGUCGCAAGGAACAGACGGAACUUGCAACGCUGCAGGUUGAGGCGCUCAUUUUACUCGCCCGUCGUCUGCGCCUUGUGGCACCUGAAGAACUGUGGAGAGAAACAGGGACUCUUGUCCGCUCUGCCAUGGUCAUGGGUCUACACUUGAAUCUCACCGAAUAUGCUGGAUUAUCGGCAUUUCAAAUCGAGCAACGGCGUCGGCUAUGGAUAACAAUCGUCGAAAUGGACCUCCAGGCGUCGAUCGCAUCCGGCAUGCCGGUCACGAUUCCCGAAAUUGAUUUUGGCCCCCUUACUCCAGCCAAUCUCAACGAUACCGACUUUGACGAUUCGACAGUUGAGCUUCCGCCUUCCAAAAACUUGCAUGAAUGGACCGACUCCCUCGCCCAGGUCACAUUGGCCAUGUCCUUGCCCCAUCGUAUCCGGGCCAUGAUGUUGGUCAGGACAGUUGGUUCGGGUAUGGAUCUGAGCGAGAUUGUCAAGCAAGGACGACGGUUAGAAGAGUGUUUACGACUGAUACCGUCCCCCUUGAAACUGGAACAAGCCCCAAAGAGUGGCGAUAAUCCAACGAUGUUGUUAAAUCGCGUCCUCCUGGACGUUUACACCCGCAGACCCCUUCUCUGUCUCUACCGGCCCAUCGUCAUGGGCGAGGGCUGUGACGAUGGAGCGUUCUUUGAAAUCCAGCAAUCAUGCCUAGAAUCCUCACUUGUCAUUUUGUCAUACCAAGACUACUUUGACCCUAGCGUGGCCGACCUUGACGUUUUCAAUUCGACCUCUUACUGGGACAUCUUCCAACUCUUCUGCAAAAACGAUAUUCUGUGGGCGGCGCUGAGCGUCUGUGGAUACAUGAAACUAUCAACCCAACAGCAGUCGACCGCCUUGAGUUCGCCCCCCCAACUCCAGCCUGGUUCCUCUCCAACCCCACGGGCAGCAACCCAUACCAAGGCCAGCUUGACUCGGAUCGUCGAAAAUACACUCGAUGGCCUGACACGCAGAAUCGGCGAAACCGGCAGCAACCUCAAGGACAUUCUGCUUCUUGCUGUGGUUUUGCAGUCGGUGCGAGCUCGUGGAUUAGGCCAGAUGAAAGAACGGUGGAUGCAGCAAGGGGCAACAAAAGCUUUGUCUGCGUGUCGGCAGCAUUUACUCCUCUCGGUUUCCGACCAGUCGUUUGCAUUCAACCUGGCCGACUUUGCGCAGAUUCUUCAAUCCACUCAGCCCAUGUUCCCAUCCACCGGCCCGCAAUUUACAUCCACCUCUCAGCCUCAAUUACCCGAUUUCCUCGCCGAGUCAUCCGCACUGGCUACCGAAUUUAAUAAUUUAGGUGAUCCGUUUACAUUUGAAGAUGGAUCAUUCGCGUGGAACAUAUAA
Aspergillus glaucus CBS 516.65 is the source of this 2361-nucleotide messenger RNA. Its product is annotated as Zn(II)2Cys6 transcription factor. Bases 1 to 2361 code for a protein of 786 amino acids. Gene Ontology annotation, biological process: regulation of transcription by RNA polymerase II; DNA-templated transcription. Lineage: Eukaryota; Fungi; Ascomycota; Eurotiomycetes; Eurotiales; Aspergillaceae. The transcript is spliced from 4 exons. The record is from RefSeq and is a predicted model, not a curated record. Gene Ontology annotation, molecular function: RNA polymerase II cis-regulatory region sequence-specific DNA binding; zinc ion binding; DNA-binding transcription activator activity, RNA polymerase II-specific. Gene Ontology annotation, cellular component: nucleus.